Drosophila eugracilis is the source of this 2494-nucleotide messenger RNA. It is a transcript of the gene Caper, whose product is annotated as RNA-binding protein 39. NCBI's taxonomy places the organism in Eukaryota, Metazoa, Arthropoda, Insecta, Diptera, Drosophilidae. Gene Ontology annotation, molecular function: RNA binding. The record is from RefSeq and is a predicted model, not a curated record. Gene Ontology annotation, cellular component: nucleus. The transcript has 5 exons. Bases 240 to 2018 code for a protein of 592 amino acids. Gene Ontology annotation, biological process: mRNA processing.
GAUACUUUUUAAGACAACCCUGAAGCCGAAAACAAGCCACGCUAGAGAAGAAAAUCUUUUGGAAAAUUAAUAAAAGUUGUACAUUUAUAAACGCAUAAGACGAGGACGGAGUUCGUAAGUGGUUCAACGAAUUGUGCUGUGCGUCUCCACCACAUUUUGAUUUCUUAAAACGUGCCAGACACCGAGCAGGGGACUUUUUUCACGGAGCACCCCGAAUAGAACCUAAGACAUUUUCGAACAUGGCCGAGGACUUCGAUGUGGAGGCGAUGCUCGAGGCGCCGUAUCAGAAAAAUAAUGUCAGUGCGGGCAGCGGUGGACGUGGUGGACGCAGGCGCAGCGGCAGCAGCCCCGACGGCGGAGGCCACGACGACGACUAUGCUGAAAACGGUCCCCGAAACGGCGGGAGCUCACACAAAAAGCAAAGCAAGCGUUCACGAAGCAGAAGCGGCUCACGUGAUGGCAAAUCCCGUCGAGAUCGCGGCAACGAACGCAGCAGCCAUAGGGACAAAGAUAAAGAGCGUGAUCGAUAUCGCGAGGGAAGCGACCGGGAUCGAUACCGCAGAGAAGGUGGAGAACGGGACCGAGAGCGGGAGCGUGAACGCGAAAGGACUCGUCGCAGUCGAUCGCGGGAUGAACGUGGCGUCGAUGAUCGUCGCAAUCGUUAUGGCGAUCGUGACAGGGAACGGCGAUCGCGGGAUCGUCGUGGCGGCAGCAAGUCCUUGCAACAAGAUCGCUCUCGGGAUAAACGUCGCCGCAGUCGAUCUCGUGAUCAGCAGCGCAAACGGCUAAGUCCGAUACGUGAACGCAAGCGCAGUCAUUCCCGCUCAAAGGAUAGGAACAGCCGUCGUCGGGGAACCCACUCGCCUCGUCGCCGCUCACCUGCAAACGGAGCUGGUGACCGAACCCCGCCCACCGAGCUCAGUCCCGAGGAGCGGGACGCCCGUACCGUCUUCUGCAUCCAGCUGUCGCAACGAGUGCGCGCUCGUGACUUGGAAGAGUUCUUCUCCAGCGUUGGCAAGGUGCGCGACGUCCGCCUGAUCACGUGCAACAAGACAAAACGCUUCAAGGGCAUUGCCUACAUCGAGUUCGAGGAUCCAGAGUCCGUGGCCCUGGCUCUGGGCCUCUCCGGUCAGCGACUGCUCGGAGUCCCCAUUAUGGUGCAGCACACACAGGCUGAGAAAAAUCGCCUCCAGAGUGCGACACCCGCGUUCCAGCCGAAGAGUCACACUGGUCCCAUGCGCCUCUACGUGGGAUCACUGCACUUCAACAUUACCGAGGACAUGCUAAGGGGCAUAUUUGAGCCGUUUGGCAAGAUCGAUGCGAUUCAACUUAUAAUGGACACGGAGACGGGCCGAUCCAAGGGAUACGGAUUUAUUACGUACCACAAUGCUGACGAUGCCAAAAAGGCUUUGGAACAAUUGAACGGCUUUGAGCUGGCCGGCCGCCUCAUGAAGGUGGGCAAUGUAACGGAGCGUCUAGACAUGAAUACCACCUCGUUGGACACGGACGAAAUGGAUCGCACGGGCAUCGAUCUGGGCGCAACGGGGCGCCUGCAAUUGAUGUUCAAGCUGGCGGAGGGAGCAGGUCUGGCGGUGCCCCAAGCGGCGGCCAAUGCUUUGCUGGCCACAGCUCCUCAACCAGCGCCAGUGCAACAGCAGGAGGUGGCUCCGUCGAUAGCCACGCAGUGCUUCAUACUGUCCAAUAUGUUUGAUCCACUCACGGAAACAAACCCCACCUGGGACGUGGAGAUCCGGGACGAUGUGCUGGAGGAAUGUGCCAAGCACGGCGGAGUGCUGCAUAUCCACGUUGACACCACUUCGCCCACGGGAACUGUUUACGUCAAGUGUCCGGGAACAACGACUGCAGUCCUGGCGGUGAAUGCCCUGCACGGACGCUGGUUUGCCGGCCGAGUGAUUACGGCUGCUUAUGUACCCGUAAUUAACUACCACACGAUGUUCCCGGAUUCCGUCAACGCUGUCGAUCUGGUGGCGUUGACACGAAAGAACACCGACGAUUGAGGCGGACCCGGAGGGCAUAAAGAUUGUUAAAAUUCGUUACGGUAACCAAUUUUUGGUCAAAACAUUUUCAAUUUUUUUAAAGACUUUCGACGCAAGCUGAAAACUAGGGGCACAUAUUAAAAUACAAUUAAUUACAUUUAUAAAAUAUAUAUGGAUUCAAAAAUUACUUUUAACAAUUCACGCCUUGAACCAAAUAUGUCCGUUAAAGAAAUGAAGUUUAUCUAACGCCUGAAAUGCUGCAAGAAGUUACCGAUGGAGAACAUCCUAGUUCUUAGUGCUUAAUUUGUAAUUCGCUAGUUUGACCGCCAAAAAUGUAAGGACACUGACCGAUCUAUCGAUAGUUGGCUUUCACGGAACUUAAUUUUUAAACUUUGGUUAUUACUAAAUUCACCUAUCCGUUAAGCCAGUCUAGUUUUACUAUACAAUAUUUUGUAGAAAAAACUUUAAUCAAAAUAAUAAAAGACGAAAUUGUAAAA